AGAGAGAGAGAGAGAGAGACGGUCCAACCGAGGACUUUUAUUUUGAAUGUAUUUUAGUGGGCGGAGAUCGACCUACAUUACUAGUACUGUACUGUGUGUAUUACAAGCAUUAUAUCAAUGUCUGGUAUCUUUAAGGCAAUGUCGAAGUUUCGUCUGGCUGUGGUUCAGUUACAUGUGUCAAAGAUCAAGGCGGACAACUUGGGAAGAGCACAAACACUUGUGAAGGAGGCUGCAGGACAAGGUGCAAAAGUUGUAGUGUUACCUGAGUGCUUCAACUCCCCUUAUGGAACCGGGUUCUUUGCUGAGUAUGCGGAGAAGAUCCCAGGAGAGUCCACACAGGUGUUGUCGGAGGCAGCCAAGAAGUGUGGGGUCUAUUUAGUUGGCGGUUCCAUUCCUGAGGAGGAUGGAGGAAAGCUCUAUAACAGCUGCUCAGUUUUUGGACCUGAUGGAAAGCUGCUUGUCAAACACAGGAAAAUUCAUCUUUUUGAUAUUGAUGUACCAGGGAAAAUACGGUUUCAGGAGUCUGAAACACUACAUCCGGGAAACAGUUUAUCCAUGUUUGAAACCCCAUUUUGUAAAGUAGGUGUGGGAAUAUGUUAUGACAUCAGGUUUGCAGAGCUUGCACAGAUCUAUGCUAAGAAAGGUUGCCAGCUUUUGGUAUAUCCUGGUGCCUUCAAUAUGACCACAGGUCCAGCUCACUGGGAGCUGCUGCAGAGGGGGAGGGCAGUAGAUAAUCAGGUAUAUGUGGCCACUGCUUCACCAGCAAGAGAUGAGAGCGCCAGCUAUGUGGCCUGGGGUCACAGCUCUGUGGUUAACCCUUGGGGGGAGGUAAUUGCCAAAGCUGGAUCAGAGGAAUCUGUUGUAUAUGCUGACAUAGACCUGCAGUAUUUGGCUGAUGUGCGCCAGCAGAUCCCAAUCACCACACAGCGACGGAAUGAUCUAUAUAGUGUUAACAGUGUUCAAGAGGGCUGAACUCUCAUUCACACAAAGCACUGCAGUGGACAUUAAGUCUUGAUUUAAGACAGACUAAGUCAGCACUUUGUGUUAGACACAGGUCUUCAUCAAUGUAAUGUUUGGCAUCGCACAACAAAGAUGUUUUAAUUCUUGUGAACAAGUGCCUCACAAUUAGCAUUCGUUUGAUGAUUCUCUUACAAUGGAAAUUAUAUUUGGAAUCGAUAAAAGAAGUGGUGAGAACAGUGGACAGUUAUGCCUGGGCAGGUAAAGUGCUGCAUCAGUGUGAGAAAAAUAUUAAGCAUGAUAUUAUGUUGUUAAUAUUAUCAAGUGAUUUCCAAAUCAAAAUAAUUGUAUUUUCAUUUCCACUGUAUUAAUUCCAAAAGAGAUUAAAAUAUUAUCUGAAAAAUAUUUACUUCA
Molecule: messenger RNA, 1371 nt
Organism: Onychostoma macrolepis
Lineage: Eukaryota; Metazoa; Chordata; Actinopteri; Cypriniformes; Cyprinidae
Gene: nit2
Product: nitrilase family, member 2
Exons: 10
Coding region: 118-972 (284 amino acids)
Biological process (GO): L-glutamine metabolic process; oxaloacetate metabolic process
Cellular component (GO): mitochondrion
Molecular function (GO): omega-amidase activity
Source: RefSeq, a predicted model, not a curated record